Cuscuta campestris is the source of this 2053-nucleotide messenger RNA. NCBI's taxonomy places the organism in Eukaryota, Viridiplantae, Streptophyta, Magnoliopsida, Solanales, Convolvulaceae. The record is from the annotation of a GenBank genome assembly.
CAAACACUGCUGUGGACCAUUCUUGUCCUUUCUACACGGUUUCUUGUUUUAAUAAACGGAUCAUAGAUUCAUAGAGAUCAAUUCCUCCAUUUUUUGUGGAUUUCUGGUCACCGAUUUGAUCAUAGAAACAUAAACUGAUAAACCACUUUUUUCUCUCUUCGAAGUCGCCGCAGAUGGCCUUGCCGCCGUCUCUGAACUCCUUGCCGGUGGGCUACCGGUUCCGCCCGACCGACGAUGAGCUCGUCACCCACUAUCUCAAGCUCAAAAUCAACGGGUUUGAAGACCAAGUCCGUGUAAUUCGCGAAUUAGACAUUUGUAAACUCGAGCCAUGGGACUUGCCUGAUUUGUCUGUUGUCCAAUCACAUGAUAAUGAGUGGUUCUUCUUCUGCCCGGUAGACCGCAAGUAUCAGAACGGGCAGAGGAUGAACCGGGCUACCGAAAGAGGGUACUGGAAAGCCACUGGGAAAGAUAGGAAUAUACUCGGUAAAAACCGAGUCUUGGCUGGGACGAAGAAGACUCUGGUGUACUAUGAAGGCCGAGCUCCGGGUGGAAAGAGGAGUAAUUGGGUGAUUCAUGAGUAUAGGGCAACCGACGGUUCCCAUGAUGUCCAGGCCCCUUUUGUGCUUUGUCGUCUGUUUAAGAAGAAUGCGGUGAAGAAAGAUGAAAAUGCUGAGAGCCCGGAGAGCGAAUGGGCUGAGCCAAAUGCAUCUCCUUGUGUAACGGUCAAGUCACCCGGAGAAGAAGAUGACAAGUCAGAGACUGUGACUCCAAUAAGAAGCAAUCAAGUUGAAGCACUUCCUUCAACCUCAGAGAAGAGUUCUUUGGAGGAAUCUCCAGUUUCUCAAUUUCCUAGUGAAAGUAAUAACGUUGUCUGCACUCUUGGUAAGGAUGCAGAAGAUAGUUGGAUGGACUUAGCUUCACUUCCAUUUGAUCCCGAGCUGGAAGAAGCAUUGGCAAGCCUUCGCGACCCUUCAGAAGAACAGCUAGACAUGUUUUAUUUUCCUCGUACAGAAAUGCACGGGUUUGGAUCUUCCUAUGCAUAUGAGGCUGCUACUAAUGACAGUGGCAUAAAUUACCAGUGUGAAACAAAUGGAUUUGAUGAGAAUGAUUUCAUGAACUCGGUCCUUGUUAAUUCAGACGAUGUUCCAUGGGGAAAUGUUGGACCAGAAACCAUAUCUUCUGAACAGGCUACGUACCAUCUUAACACUAUUAUGAAACCUUCAGUGAUGGACAAUGGAUUCUCCUGUGAGUCAGAUGUAGAGGUGACAUCAGGACUGGUCAAGACAGGAAUUUUGGAUGUUGUUCCUACAAUGGCAUCACUGCAUCAUGUUUCUAAUCCUACUAGAUGGGUCUAUACUUCUAGUGACCAUAACGAGAAUGGGAAUCUAGAUAUGGACAAUAGCUACCUUGGACCCUUCUCAGCAGUCUCUAAUGGAAGUAUGGCUCUCAAUGCUGUGAAUCUUGAUGGAGCCUGCAGCAGCUCCGCGAAUGCACUCAGCAGUUUCGGAACUGGAAUAAAACUAAGGACCCGACAAGGGCAUAUUAGUCAAUCAUCUGACAGACAGCUCACAAUGCAGGGGAAUGCUCCGAGAAGAAUUCUUUUACAAGUGUCAUCCAAACAUGCUAUAUCUGAGGAGAAAAUCACUUACAAGAAAACAUUUCUAUUGCUCAUGACAAAGGUGCUUGUAGUUGUGAGUCUACUGCUUAUGGCAUUCAUUGGCGGCUGGGCAUGCUUACGACUUUGAUGGAUGUUUAGUUGGAGAACAGAAUGUACGUUUUCGCGUACUUAAACGUUCUCAUUAGUUAGCAUUUGAAAAUGUUCUAUGUACCAGGAUUAGAUUGUAUUCAUUGCUACCUAUUGCCAGUAUAUAGCAUUAAUGCAGUGGUUUUUGUAAAUUUAUUGUUUGGUAAUCAGAAUGUUGACAAUGAUGUAGGAAUUGUUGUAUCCUCUUAUCAGGUUAUGUUCUGUGUAAGUUGAUUAAGAGUUAGAACAAAAACACAUCACCUUAAUAAGUCAUUAUCACGGCCACAUAAAUAAAAGAAUUAACAAUGG